This is a messenger RNA of Cylicocyclus nassatus, 1359 nucleotides long. Lineage: Eukaryota; Metazoa; Nematoda; Chromadorea; Rhabditida; Strongylidae. The record is from the annotation of a GenBank genome assembly.
AUGAGCAGCGCUGGUUGUGAAGUGUCCAUUGAUAUCCCCUCAUGGGUACCAGCGGCAAUUGCUUUUGGAUUGGCAGUCAUAUUGACAAUUGGAGUUUGUAUUGCGUACAUUUUUCGUGAGAUAGAACGACAUAAGACUUUUUAUGGCAAAGAAGACAAAUUAUCAUCACGAGAAGUGACAGAUGCGAAGAAAAAGGAAGAAAUGGAUGCUUAUGCUUUGGGACGGUGUAGCCACGAAGUUCUUGUUAUCAAAAGUCCGCCGCAAACAACGCCAGGCACGGCAAAAGGAGCAGCCCCGAGUGGAGUGAAGGUGAUGUUGAGAAAGAAGCGAAUAAUCACAACAACUCCUAGUAGACCUGUACCCUCGUUAUCAAUACCGACUAGCAUGGAACCAACCUCACCCUAUGUUUUCAACUUCAACAUUCUCUACGACAAAACUGGAAGAGCAUUUGAACUCAUCGAUCUCAUUCAAAAAGAAGAACCACCGAUAGCUUCACGUUCAAAACAGAUUGACUGGCUACUGCAACAGAUACAAACUCGCCUGGAAAAGAUGACUGACCAUAAUUAUAUCGUGUAUGGUUCCGUCGAUGGUAAGAUAUGGAGUGUGAAAGGUCUGGAGAACCUACAGCAGAAUGUUGAGGAGACACAUUUGGAAAUGCGAUUGAGUGUGGAGUCUAUGGGCCUGAGGAUAUUGGCCUACAAGAUUCAAGCAAUAUCAGCGGAGCAAGCGAUGCUGAUGUCGAUACGGGGUAGAACGUCAGACAUGAGACCCGAACCGACACAGGCUACUCCGGGACGUUGGCUUAUGCGAGGGACUCCGGAUAACAUUUCUCACCAUGUAACACCUAUUCCUCAGUCUCACCAAAAAAGUAGUGAGCUACUAGAUCAAGAAAGGAGACAAGCCGCACAAAUUCGGCAGGCAAUGCAGUCUCCUGCUCCCCCGUCAAUAUCCCAUGUGAAAACUCUUAGCACGGACAGGAAAUCCCUGACGAAACAUUCGCUCAUGGGGAUACCGAAGCGUGCAGUGUCUCAUGGCGCAAAAAGUGGCGGAAAGCCACAGACCAGAAGCAGGGAGUCGAAAGAACUGUUGUAUAAAGCUAAGGCGCGUGUAGAAACACCAAAGAAAAAAGCAGCAAUCCAGAGCAAGGAAGGGGCAAAUGUACGUCAAACCUCCACUUUACCGCUUGCCACAGCGAGGUUGAAUGUAGUUGACACCGGUACUACAAAACCCGUCUCAAAAGCGGAGGAGGUCAAGCUAUCAGACACGAUGAAUACGCAAUCCGCGAUCAAGAAACCAAAUGAAAAAAAUAAAAAUUCGAAAGAAGGAACAUCUGGUCCUAUUACUGGUGUUAGAGUUUAG